Procambarus clarkii (red swamp crayfish) is the source of this 630-nucleotide messenger RNA. The record is from RefSeq and is a predicted model, not a curated record. Lineage: Eukaryota; Metazoa; Arthropoda; Malacostraca; Decapoda; Cambaridae.
CUGUAAAAAGCCCAGAAUUUCCUUCUGAAUUUGAUAGCUUUAUAUGGACAUUAAGCCCAGUAAAUUAAGCUGCAGUAAGCCUACAGUGGGGAGGGACUCUCGCUUGACUUGUUCCCAGCUGGUCGUGGUAGCUGAGGUCGGCCGUCGAAAUGGGCAAGAAAUUCGGUGAAUUGGCAUAUGUGAGGGGUAUCAUCAAAUACUCUCUUUCUCCUUUUGAGCAAAAAGCAUUUGCUGGAGCGAUUAGUCAUGGACUUCCUAAUUUAUUCAGAAGGUUCCGCAGCCAGGUUUUCCGUGUUGCUCCCCCUUUUGUAAUUGCCUAUAUGGUCUACACUGCAGUUGAGAAUAGACAUGAACAAUUGAUGAGAAAAAAUCCUGCUGAUUAUGAAAAUGAUGUGUAAUUGAGAAUUGGAAAUUAUUUUUUAUUUUAAGAGAUCUGUAGAAGUUUAAAAUGAUUUUGCAUUCAUGUAAUAAAUUAGUACUGUAUAAUACAAAUUUUCUUUAGAGAUUUGUUUUUCACAUGCUAAAUAUUGUAUGCCUGAGUAUAAUGAAGUUGAAAUAGUGUACGUGACUAAACUUUUUGUUCAUAUUUUGUAUAUAAAAUCAGGCUAAAUUAAACCAAUAUUGUACAUA